Molecule: messenger RNA, 1112 nt
Organism: Manihot esculenta (cassava)
Lineage: Eukaryota; Viridiplantae; Streptophyta; Magnoliopsida; Malpighiales; Euphorbiaceae
Product: protein LURP-one-related 6
Exons: 3
Coding region: 281-919 (212 amino acids)
Source: RefSeq, a predicted model, not a curated record
UCUUUUCACCAACGGACACGUUCUCUUAUGAUUGGCCAGGAAGGGGCGCGUGAGAGAACGAUCUUCAUCUUCAGCAAGUAAUCGUGGGUGUAAACAAAAUGCCCCGCAUUCUCUCAUCUUCUACGCAUCGCGCGCACAUUGUCAAAAAGCCUUUGCCAAACCUUUGAAACAGAAACAACAAUUAUUAUCUCCAUCCAUCUUUAGCAUCUUCUAUAUAAAUACAUUAACUGCUGCAUUUAACAACAGAUAUAUUAUCUUCUCUAAGCUUCUUUACAAAGACAUGGCUGCAGUAUCAUUCAAUAAUGGAGACGCCAUGCCUAUUAUAAGCAAGUUAUACUGUGCAUCUUCUCAAGUAGUUUUUCUUGUAAGGGAAAGGCCUCAUGCCGUGAAUGGAGGAGGUUUUGUAGUAACAGAUUGCACCCAGAAGGUUGUUUUUAGAGUUGAUGGCUGUGGAGUUGUCGGCGCAAAAGGGGAGCUCAUUCUGCGAGACUCUGAUGGAGACCCUUUGCUUCUUAUUCGUCGAAAGGGAGGGAUGGUUCAGGCUCUAAGCAUUCACAGAAAGUGGAAAGGUUACAGUUUUGACUAUGAAGGAUCACGAAAGCUUGUGUUCAGCUUGAAGGAGCCAAGCUCGUGUUUGGUAAGGAACAACGCAAUCAGGAUCUCUAUUGAACCCAGGAGAAGCAGAAGAGAUGGGGACUGGGAUUUUGAGAUCAAAGGUUAUUUCCCUGGCAGAGAUUGUAGUAUUGUUGACAACUCAGGCAACAUCGUUGCUCAGAUUGGAGCGAGGAAGGAAGCAAAAGAGGUGAUGACAAGCAAUGAUCUGUAUCAUGUAGUAGUGAAACCUGGCAUUGAUCAGGCUUUUGUUUUCGGAGUCAUAGCUGUUCUUGAUUACAUUUAUGGUGAGUCUACGAGGUGCUGAUGAUGCAGAAAACACCCAAGAAUGAAGAUGUAAUUUGGAUUAACUUAAGUUUCUCUGAUGGGAUUUGUAGAUUUGUGAAGUUGAUUAAAUGUAAUUAAUUGUGCUUUGUUUUAAAUAGAAACGCUUGGUAUACUAUUUGAAGUUGUAAGGUUUCUUCUUGAAUAUGGAAUUGAAUAGCUAGGAUUCUUACUUA